AUGCAGAUCUCCCCGAGUGAAGACAAGAUCCCUGUCGUGGGCCCACCUUCAAGCCCUCAGUGCAGUGGAGAGAGCCUUUACUUCUCUGACGGCAGACGGAAAGUUGACUACGUCCUGGUCUUCCACCAGCGGCGGCACGGCUCCAUACGAUCGCGUGCCAGCACCUCAGUUUCGCACGACAGGCUCUCCAUCGUUUCCAACGGCAACUUCCCUCCUUCGACGGGCUCGGAUGCGGCGGCCGGGAGAGGAGGCAGCAUACCGGAAGGGGAGGCUGCUCGAGUCGGCGAGGUGUUCAUGGAGCUCGGUGGAGCGGGAGGGAACGAGCCGACGGAGCCCGCCGACCACGAGAUGCGUCUCAUCAGGCAGGAGUUUGAGGCCAACCUGCUGGAGGCCGGCCUGGAGAUAGAGAGAGACAGAGAGUUAAAGAACUACGGCCCCAGCUUCACUCGUCUCCACGCGCCCUGGCCAGUACUGUGUCGGGAGGCUGAGUUUCUCAAGAUUAAAGUCCCCACCAAGACGAGUUACGAGCUGAAAGAGGAGAGUGGUUUCGGGUCCAGUAUGAGCACAGUGUGGAGGAAAAUGAACCACCCUUUCCAGCCCAAAGUACCUCACCAGGAACAAGAACGCACCAAAUUUCUCACACACUGCUUCUCCAGGGACAAACUCCACCUAUACAAUAUCGCAUCUAAAGACACAUUCUUUGACAACGCCACAAGGGGCCGAAUAGUAUAUGAGAUCCUGAGACGGACGGUGUGUGUGCGAACCUGUCAAACCAUAGGCAUCAGCACGUUGAUAGCUAAAGGAGUGUAUGACGCCGCCUUCCCUCUACACGAUGGUGACUACAAGGUCAUCGGACACCCAGAGGAGAGGAGUGACAGACAGGUUCUUCACGAUGAGUGGGCCAAAUACUCGGCCUUUUACAAGUACCAGCCCAUUGAUCUGGUCAGGAAGUACUUCGGGGAGAAGAUCGGUCUGUACUUCGCAUGGCUCGGUGUUUACACUCAGCUGCUGAUACCGGCCUCCAUAGUGGGAAUCAUUGUGUUCUGCUAUGGGGUGGCAACAGUGGAUACUGAUAUACCCAGUCUGGAGAUGUGUGACGAGCGUCUCAAUUUCACCAUGUGUCCUCUGUGCGACGGAGCCUGUGACUUCUGGCAGCUCAGCACGGCCUGCGGCACCGCCAGGGCUUCACACCUCUUCGACAACCCCGCCACCGUCUUCUUCGCCAUCUUCAUGUCCCUGUGGGCCGUGCUGUUCCUGGAGCACUGGAAGCGCCGCCAGAUCAGUUUGAGCUUCAGUUGGGAUCUUACCGGCAUCGAGGAGGACGAGGAACAUCCCAGGCCAAAAUACGAGACCAUCCUCCUCCAGAAGAGGCAGAGGAAGCAGAAAACUAAGAAGAAGAAGAAAAAGAGCGAGCUGGACCUGACUGUCAGCAAUACCAAUGGAAAGCCAGACAAGCAGGAGGACGGGACAGUGACAGGGAAGGACAGAUGGAGACAAAAACUACUGUCUGCUAUGGCUGCAGGGAUACCGGCUGCCAUAGAGAAGUUGACCUGGAAAGACCGCCUUCCUGGAUACUUCAUCAACGUUUCCUCCAUCCUCUUUAUGUUUGGCUUGACGUUUUCAGCCGUUUUCGGCGUCAUCAUCUACCGCAUCACGGUGUCAGCCCUGAUGGCGAUGAGCCCCGACCCCGAGACCAAGUCCAACGUUCGGGUGACCGUGACAGCCACCGCGGUCAUCAUCAACCUGGUGGUUAUUCUGAUCCUUGAUGAAAUCUACGGCGCCGUGGCGUUGUGGCUGACUGAGCUAGAGAUUCCUAAAACAGAAACUCACUUUGAGGAGCGUCUUAUCCUGAAGGCCUUCCUGCUCAAGUUCAUGAACGCGUACGCACCCAUCUUUUACGUGGCCUUCUUCAAGGGACGGUUUGCUGGUCGACCUGGAAACUACGUGUACGUCUUUAACGAUUAUCGGAUGGAAGAGUGUGCGCCAGGAGGCUGCCUCAUCGAGCUGUGCAUUCAGCUCAGCAUCAUCAUGCUGGGGAAGCAGCUGAUCCAGAACAACAUCUUUGAGAUCGGCAUACCGAAGUUGAAGAAGCUGGUGCGCGCGUUGAAGGAUAAAGGAGCGGCGGAGAAGGAGCUGGAGGAGGAGAGGCCUCCGCAGCAGUGGAACCUGGACUACGCCCUGGCUCCCUUUGAAGGCCUCACGCCGGAAUACAUGGAGAUGAUCAUCCAGUUUGGUUUCGUCUCUCUGUUCGUGGCUUCGUUCCCGCUUGCUCCGCUCUUUGCUCUGCUCAACAACGUCAUCGAGAUCCGACUGGAUGCCAAAAAGUUUGUUACGGAGCUACGCAGGCCGGUUGCUGUACGUGCCAAAGAUAUUGGUAUAUGGUACAACAUACUGAGUGGAAUGGGAAAAUUCUCAGUCAUUAUAAAUGCCUUUGUGAUCUCCUUCACAUCAGACUUUAUCCCUCGGCUCGUCUACCAGUACAUGUUCAGUCAGACCGGCACCAUGCACGGCUUCAUCGACCACACUCUCUCCUACUUCAACGUGUCCAAUUUUAAACCAGGCACCGCACCGCAGAACUUAGAGCAAGGGGCCAUCACUGUCUGCCGGUACAAAGACUACAGGGAACCCCCCUGGGCUCCGGACGCCUACACCUUCUCCAAACAGUACUGGUCUGUCCUGGCUGCAAGACUGGCUUUUGUCAUACUGUUCCAGAAUCUGGUGAUGUUCCUCAGCCUCAUCGUUGCCUGGGGGAUCCCCGACGUUCCCAAAACCAUCGUGGAGCAGUUCAAACGGGAGAAGAAGCUCCUGGUCGACGUCUUCCUACGGGAAGAGAAGGAAAAAUUCCAGCUCAUCCAGAGCCUCUUCUCCAAGGACACCACCCUCCGCCCGGGCCGCCACACGCUCCACCCGAGCCAGGGCUCGUUCCUCCCGGGCCGCUUCAGCACCCUUCCCCCGGGUCCGACGCAGGGCUUGCCCGGAGAAGGAGGAGGGCCGAGGGCGAGGUGCAGGGCCGCCAGCUUCAGCCAGUUCACCAGGAAUAUCCCCCCGUCGCCUAAAAACGAAAACGAGAAUUCCAGACACACGGUGGUGUGA
This is a messenger RNA of Anoplopoma fimbria (sablefish), 3093 nucleotides long. It is a transcript of the gene ano2b, whose product is annotated as anoctamin 2b. Gene Ontology annotation, molecular function: protein dimerization activity; chloride channel activity. The record is from RefSeq and is a predicted model, not a curated record. Gene Ontology annotation, biological process: chloride transmembrane transport. The transcript is spliced from 26 exons. Lineage: Eukaryota; Metazoa; Chordata; Actinopteri; Perciformes; Anoplopomatidae. Bases 1 to 3093 code for a protein of 1030 amino acids. Gene Ontology annotation, cellular component: plasma membrane.